Messenger RNA from Siniperca chuatsi (mandarin fish), 1758 nucleotides. It is a transcript of the gene ciz1b, whose product is annotated as cdkn1a interacting zinc finger protein 1b. Gene Ontology annotation, cellular component: nucleus. The record is from RefSeq and is a predicted model, not a curated record. The transcript has 14 exons. NCBI's taxonomy places the organism in Eukaryota, Metazoa, Chordata, Actinopteri, Centrarchiformes, Sinipercidae. Bases 180 to 1427 code for a protein of 415 amino acids. Gene Ontology annotation, molecular function: zinc ion binding; nucleic acid binding.
CAGAUGACCGCAGUGCUUCCUCCCGGUCAGCAGGGGGCGACAGAGCGGCUGACGCAGCACAGACAAACAGCGAGUCGCUCUGUUUACAUGGAGCUAGCUUUAGCUUUAGCAUUAGCUUCAGCUUCUGCUGAGCGGUAAGGUUCAGGUAGAGAGGUCAAAGGUCAACGGGUCCCCUCAACAUGGUCAAACAGCAGCGGAGAGCAGACAGGUGUUUUGUACCUGCUGCAGUGAACAGUGUGACGCGGGUUCGAUUCCCUGUCGGCCCCGUGCAGAGGAGACAGGCUCUGACUCACCAGGUUUCAGGCAGGAAGUGGGCGGGUUUAGGGUCGGGAGGCUCUGACGGCCGGCCGUGCUGCAGCGCCACCACCACAGAAGAAGAGAGCGGAGCCCCGGGGCCAGACGGAGGUUCGGGAGAGACGGAGGCAAAGAGGGCGAGAGCGGACGGAACUGAGGAGGCUGCGGCUCUGACCAACCGAGAGAAAGUCCCAGGGUCAUGUGGUCAACCAGGAAGUGAGGGCGGCUCCACAGGAGAUGGUGUUUCGUCCAGACUUCCUCCUCCAGACCAGCAGGGGUCAGCAGAGCACGGUGACGGCAGCAGAGCAGCUGAGCUGCAGAGCGUGGCGUCACUGAAGGUCACCAUCCAGCAGAGCAGUGAGAGCAGGGAGUUUGGACAGACAGACAGGACAGCCGACAGACAGACAGGUGGACUCCACUGUCACGUCUGUAACGUCACCUGUUGCUCUCUGCAGGUGUUUCAGGAACACAUGGCAGGAUCAGAACACCUGAGGAAACUGAAGGAGAUCACACAGUCCAUCUGCCUCAAUACACACACACUGCAGGACAGGGGGCGUCGGCCUGACACACAGCGCUGGUGUGACACCUGUCAGACUCACUUCAGCGGUGAUGUCAUCAUCCAUCGACGGACAAAACAACACAAGAUGUGUAAGCAGCUGUGCCGUCCCUUCUGUCCGGUGUGUAAACGCCACUUCAGGACUCCCAGGAAGUUUGUGGAGCACAUGAAGUCUGCAGAGCACAAGCAGCAGGUGCUCCUGGAGGAGGCUCAGGAGGAGGAGCUGAUCACUGUGGACGCUGUCGGCUGCUUCGAGGGAGAGGAGGAGGAGGAGGAGGUAGAAGUAGCUGAGGAAGAAGAGCAGCGCGGAGUAGGAAAAGAAGAAGCAGAGGAGGAAGUGUCGCAGGCAGCUGACACACAGGAAACACACAGGGAGGAAUAUGACCCCCACACCACAUAUGGAAGCAGCUUUGUGGUUCCUGCCUCUGGCUUCGUGUGUCGACUCUGUAACAAGUUCUUCUACAGCGAGACGACAGCACGACACACACACUGCAGGACACACACACACUACCGCAACCUGCAGAGCCUCGGACCUCAGCGGAGACGCGAAGACGAGGGCAGAGCUGCUCUGAGCUGAGCCGCUCACACUGUAUCCCACAAUGCACCUGUGUUUCCAGGUAACUGCUGCUGACGCCAUGCUGCGUGGAGACAUGUGGGACCAGGCGGGUCCGUCACUGUCAGAGCAGCUGCAGAGGAGGACUUUAAUGAAGACAGGUGGAUCUGCUAAAGGACUGUUGGGCCUUUACCCCCUCCAGCGAGGAUGAAGAUGUGCGGCUGCUCCAGCAGGGCUUCUGCUUACUGAGGCAGAAAACCCAAACACUGAACUGAUCACAGCGGUCAGAUUAAUCCUCUGUCUUCUCCGUUAAUUGUUCCGCCUCUCUAUUAAAUUCUAACUUAUCACCGCUUCA